Molecule: messenger RNA, 817 nt
Organism: Daphnia pulex (common water flea)
Lineage: Eukaryota; Metazoa; Arthropoda; Branchiopoda; Diplostraca; Daphniidae
Product: protein spaetzle-like
Exons: 2
Coding region: 139-759 (206 amino acids)
Biological process (GO): innate immune response; regulation of Toll signaling pathway; central nervous system formation
Cellular component (GO): extracellular region
Molecular function (GO): Toll binding; growth factor activity
Source: RefSeq, a predicted model, not a curated record
AUCAGAACGGAAAGGGUGCAACAUACGCAGCAAUGAAGACACAAUUUGUAUAAAAAGUUUGCCUGGUUUGUUUUUUGAAUCAGUCGUGUUCAAAGCAGAUAACUGAAACAAAUAAAAUAUUUAACACUGGUUAACAGAAUGUCCAUCAAAUUGGCUAUUAUCGCUUCGCUGAUAGUGAUUGGCGUUUUCUCCGAUCCUGAGCCCAGCCACUAUAAAGCUCCUCCUCCCUACGGUGCCCAGCCAAAGUACGAAUACGUCGAGAUUCCGCACUGCGCCAAAAACACGACCAAGUCCUGGUGCCUGGAAGACUCUGAAUAUCCCCAACACGAAGUGCAACAAGCCCUGGACCAACACUACCAAGCCGUCGUAGCUUUCUACAAGGACAAACUGGCCAACACUGAGAAUUCAGUCGACGGACUGGACAAGUUGAACGACGAGGUUUACCUUUGCCCGAGUUCCACCGAUUACGUCCGUCCUUUCCGGGCCAUCAACGUCGACGGCAAGUGGCGGACCAUCGUCAACGGCGUCGAGUCUUACGGCAUCAAGUACACGCAAACUGCUCGAAUUGAAGAAUGCGACGUGGUCGUGGGCACCACCUGCCCCUUGGUCCCGUCCUGCUACGAGUCCAAGUGCGUCCAGAAAAAUAUUUUCCAUCGCUUCUUGGUCUACAACCCAAAAGACUACACCUUCCCUUUCGCCAUUGAAAAAUUCAAGUUGCCCGGAUCGUGCGGAUGCGUCGUUGGAGCUUUUCACCUUUAAAGUUUAAAUUAUGACUACAUAAAUAUCACAAUAAAGAAUAUGGAUUUUUGCUACAUAA